UCCAUGGCGAACAUUUUCCACGUCUACCACCGGGUUCUCCGGUGGCUAAUGAAGGUCGCCGGAGUCAGGCAAGAACUGGUCCAGAUACAACCAGGAACCACUAUGAAUUUCUGGGUACCCACCAGAAACCCGAAAAAAAACCCGAAUCCACCGGUGGUCCUUCUCCAUGGAUUCGCCGGCAAUGGGAUCAUGACGUGGCAAUUUCAGGUGAUGAAUCUGGCCAGAAACUACGCCGUCUAUGUACCGGACUUUCUCUUCUUCGGCGAAUCGGUGACGGACCGGGCGGAGAGAUCGCCGGAGUUUCAGGCGGAGUGCGUGGUGAAGGGGCUGAGGAGGCUGGGGGUCGAGAGGCCGUGCGUUUUGGUGGGGUUUAGCUAUGGGGCAAUGGUGGGGUUUAGGCUGGCUGAGAUGUACCCGGAUUUGGUGGCCGCGAUGGUAGUCACGUCGGCGCCGACGGUGUUGACGGAGUCGCUCAGCCGUGAGGCGCUGCAGGAGAUUGGGUAUAAAAGUUGGUCGGAUUACUUGAUUCCCAACACGGUCAAAGGUGUGAAAUCCUUAUUUGAAAUUGGUUCCUUUGACUUUCCGGCGCUUCCUAAUUGGAUUAUGGAACAAUAUGUAAAGGUAUUUUAA
Messenger RNA from Cucurbita maxima (winter squash), 630 nucleotides. Its product is annotated as epoxide hydrolase 4-like. The transcript has a single exon. The coding region runs from base 4 to 630 and encodes 208 amino acids. NCBI's taxonomy places the organism in Eukaryota, Viridiplantae, Streptophyta, Magnoliopsida, Cucurbitales, Cucurbitaceae. The record is from RefSeq and is a predicted model, not a curated record.